Molecule: messenger RNA, 1068 nt
Organism: Peronospora matthiolae
Lineage: Eukaryota; Oomycota; Peronosporomycetes; Peronosporales; Peronosporaceae
Source: the annotation of a GenBank genome assembly
AUGGUACAGACGCAAUUCUGUAAGAAGGUCAAGUUCGUGCGACACGACGGAGCUCGCGAGUUUGCAACCAACUCGCUUCAACUGUUCUACGAAGACGAAGGCAUUGAACAGCAGACAACGGUGCCGUAUGCACAUCAAACAAACGGAACAGCAGAGCGUGCCAUUAGGACUAUUGUCACGAUCGGCCGCAGCAUGCUUCAUCAUGCCAAACUGGACAAGUGUUUCUGGGCCGAAGCAGCGAUGACGGCCAUCUACGUCAAGAAUCGACUGCCGUCACCUAAAGUCGUGCACAAGACCCCGUUUGAGAUCGUCUACAACUUGAAACCAAGCGUCAAGCACAUGCGAACAUUCGGGUGUCAGACAUACAUACUGACGCCUAAAGAGAAUCGACUCAAGUGGGAUCCAAAGGCUCGCGCUGGCAUAUUCGUGGGCUACGAAGAAGUUUCGAAGGCAUAUCGUGUUUAUGACAUCGAGGCGGGGCAGCUGCGUCAAAUGGAGUACAAGCAAACAGGCAAGCGCAAGAACCGACUCAAUGAUGAAGAUACAGCAGCUCCACGACCGCGUGCAGUGCGUCAACGACCAGGACUAGAAGAGUCAAGCGCGCCGGAAAACAACUCGUCACGACAAGAAGAAGACGAAGAAACGAAGGAUUCUGGUGAUUCAACACCGCCUGUGUUUUGGCGUGCGAGUGCAAAUGCCGUUGAAGCAGCAGUGGACUUAUCAGAACCCUCAACAUUUGAAGCAGCAGUAAGCGGCCCUGACCAAGUGCACUGGAGAAAAGCAAUUCAUGCAGAGCUCGAGUCAAUGCGACUUCGCGGUGUGUUUCGUGCAGCCAAGCUGCCCAACGGACAACGCGCCAUUGGCACAAAAUGGGUGUUCAAGAUCAAGCGCAAGGCGGAUGGGUCAAUCGAGAAGUACAAGGCACGACUUGUGGCCAAGGGUUUCCGCCAAAAGUAUGGCAUCGACUACACGGAGACGUUUUCGCCUGUGGUCAAGUAUGUGACGCUGCGAAUGGUGAUCGCAAUUUCCAAGCAUUUUGAUGGCCCAUCGACCAGCUUGAUGUGGUGA